CUGAGCAGCUCCAUAUGCCAUUUAUCUGCUGGAUCUGGCUGCCAUAGGUGGCAGUGUGUGUGAGUGUGUGUGUGUGUGCGAGUGUGAGUGUGUGUGUGAGAAGGAGUGUGUGUGUUCGGAGGCCGGUGUGUGUGUGUGCGCGCGCGCGUAAGCGUGUGUCUGUGUGAGUGACACACUGAACGAGGGAAACGACUCGGGCCGGAAAAAAAGCGAUGGCAAAGUGAAAGCAGAAAGACUCGAUGAUCCUGGUGGGGUUCAGUGAGACCGGGAGCGGAGUGAGGAACCAGUGAGGAACUGGGAUCAACCUUCAUCCACCACCACCACCACCUCCUCCUCCUCUUCUUCUUCUUGUUCUUCUUCUUUUCUGCCAUGCAUCAUCACCAUCAUCACCAUCAUCAUCAUCAUCAUCAUCACCAUCAUCAUCAUCAUCGGAGGAGGAUGUAGACCCCUCGGCCUGCUCUGAAGAAUACCAUUUGAAUGGGACCUUUUCGGUUUCGGGUUUUUUGGUGAUGAAGCUUGUUUCAUGGAGCCCGAUAGACACGGACAGCGCGCGCGGCUUCCCGGACGGCACGAGCAUGAAAUGGACAGGAUUUAGACUUUAAUCCGUUUCUUUUUCUUUUUUCUUUUCGUGUUGAAUUGAGGAAAAAGAGGCGAAUUCGGGGCCUGGGGAGGAGCCUCGAUUUCUCUCUUUCUUUCUUUAUAUCUAAAUCUAAAUAUUUUAAAAGCAUCUUCUGCUUGACGUAACCGACUCGGAGGCGAUCAUCGGAUCGGAGUGGGAUUGUGUUUUGUGUGUGAUUUUUUGUGGUGGUGGUGGUUUUUUUUUGAUGGAGCUAGAGAACAUCGUUGCUAACACGGUGCUCCUUAAAGCCAGAGAGGGUGGAGGAGGAAAGCGGAAAGGGAGGAGUAAGAAAUGGAGGGAGAUCCUGCGCUUCCCCCACAUCAGCCAGUGCACCGAGCUGAGCAGAACCAUCGAGAGGGAUUACUCCAGCCUGUGUGAGAAGCAGCCCAUAGGGAGACUGCUCUUUCGCCUCUACUGUGAGACCAGACCAGAGCUGCUGAGAUGCAUUCAUCUGCUGGACGCCAUGGAGGACUACGAGGUGACGCCAGACGAGAAGAGGAAGAGUCGUGGAGACCAGAUCAUCAAGAAGUUCCUCACCAAGCAGUCCCCGGAGUGUGUGGAUGUGGUGGAGGGUCUUGCCGAACACUGCAGAGAGAACCUGGAGCUGAGUCCCUGCAAAGAGAUCUUCAGCGACUGCCGCAAGGCUCUACAUGAGUACCUGAGUGGAGCUCCGUUCUCUGAUUAUCAGAACAGCAUGUACUUUGACCGCUUCCUCCAGUGGAAAAUGCUGGAAAGGCAGCCGGUUACUAAGGACACGUUUCGGCAGUACAGAGUGUUGGGAAAAGGAGGAUUUGGGGAGGUGUGUGCAUGUCAGGUGAGGGCCACAGGGAAGAUGUACGCCUGUAAGAAGCUGGAGAAGAAGAGGAUAAAGAAGAGGAAGGGCGAGUCCAUGGCACUGAACGAGAAACAGAUCCUGGAGAAAGUCAACAGCAGAUUUGUGGUGAGUUUGGCGUAUGCGUAUGAAACCAAAGACGCUCUGUGUCUGGUGCUGACCAUCAUGAAUGGAGGAGAUCUGAAGUUCCACAUCUACAACAUGGGAACUCCAGGCUUCGAGAAGGAGCGUGUGCAGUUCUACGCUGCCGAGAUCUGCUGUGGUCUCGAACACCUGCACAGAGAGUCCAUCGUCUACAGGGAUUUAAAACCGGAGAACAUUUUGUUAGACGAUAACGGCCACAUCCGGAUCUCAGACCUGGGGCUGGCCAUUAAAGUGCCUGAUGGUGAGGCGAUAAGAGGUCGAGUUGGCACUGUGGGCUACAUGGCUCCGGAGGUAAUCAAUAACGAGCGCUACAGCAUGAGCCCUGAUUGGUGGGGUCUGGGCUGUCUGAUCUAUGAGAUGACCGCCGGACGCUCGCCCUUCCGUGCGCGCAAAGAACGAGUGAAGAGGGAGGAGGUGGAGAAACGAGUGCAGGAAGAGGAGGAGGAGUACAGCGACAAGUUCACUGAAGACACCAAAGCCAUCUGCAGGAUGCUUUUAGCCAAAGACCCUAAGCAGAGGCUAGGCUGUAAGUCAGAGGGUGCGCUGGAGGUCAAAACCCAUCCCUUCUUCAAGAAUAUUAACUUUAAGAGACUGGAGGCUGGAAUUCUGGAACCUUCCUUCGUGCCUGACCCGAGAGCGGUGUACUGUAAGGACGUGUUGGACAUUGAGCAGUUUUCCACUGUUAAAGGAGUCAAUCUGGACCAAACCGAUAACGAUUUCUACUCCAAGUUCGCCACAGGAAGCGUCUCUAUACCAUGGCAGAAUGAGAUGAUUGAGACGGAGUGUUUUAGUGACCUUAACGUGUUCGGGCCUCAGGGGACUCGAUCCCCGGACCUGGACUGGGCUCAGCCACCCGAGGCUCCGCGCCGCAGCCUGCUGGACCGCCUCUUCAGGAGGAACGUGAGGAUCUCCUCCUCCUCCUCACACACGGAGGAGCCAGCCCGAGAACACAACAGCUAACUACAGACCAGCAUCCAGAGGCGACCGUCGCUCGCAGCAGAGUCUCGUCUUCCAGCGUCAACUCUACGUUGACUCCGUGUCAGACUCCGCCCCCUAGUGGACAGAUGCCUGCAGGACUACAGGGAACCAGAGCGAGUGAUGUAUAGAUAGAGAGAAAGAGAGAGACUUACAGAAAAGAGGAACAGGUUUUUUUCUCGUCCUUGAAUUUGCCAACGCGUUCCCGCUGGAGGGCCGGAGACGAAGCGACUCAGCUUUGGAGACGAUAAAGACGUUUCUUUAUUUUUUUCUGUUUUUUUGUUUUUGUUUUUAACAAAAUGGAGAACUUUUAGCCCUCACCUCAUGCUCCCUCAGGAUUGCUGGACCAGAAUUUAAAAAAUUAAAACACAAAAACAAAAGAGCCACUGACAGUGACGGAAUAUUAAACUCUUUAUUAUUCAGGGGAUUUUACUGAGGCCUCCACAGGGAAGGGGACGAGGGGAUGAUGAGGGCUUUUACCCUUCGCUGGAGGAGGGAAAGGCUAACGGAGUGGACUGAAGAGACUGGACACACACUCGACACACACACAGGCUUUCGAUCAUUCACACUCUCUCGCUCUGUCCUUCUCCUCCGUCCCUCUAUCGAUCUGCGCUGGACGACAAGACGCCACACACACCUCCGAACCUCCACAUUGCCUUGCAUUUUUACACUCAGGCCAAAGAUACCACACCUACUUAAAAAUACGGUUGCUGUCAUUUUUGUUCGAGGUUAGGCCUAAAAAAAAAAACAGCACAACUCUGACAUGCUAGUCAAUAUUUUCCACUAGUUCACGUUUGUUUAGCCAUAAAAGGGACGCUUUAUCAAAAAACAAACAAACCCAAAUCUCCUCAGAAAUCCUUUCCUCUGUUAGCCUGCUAGUUUACAAUAAACUGAAAGACUGAAAAUUCCUCUGAAAUCCCCAGUUUAGCUCACGUUAGCUAGCAACAUUUUAAAAAUGUUUUAUAUUCCUGAAAAGAAUCCUGCCAGGUUCCUGUCAUGUUAGCCAGCGAGCAUUAACAAUACAGAUCUGGUUAGCGUUAGCUGAAUAAAAAUACUGCUAUUUUCAUGUGUGUUAGCUAGAUAGCGAUGGUUAGUAAUAUUUUACCAAUACAAAUUUUAAAAAUCCUCUCAGAAAGCCCGGCUAGCACACGCCGGCUAGCUGACUAGCAUUUUUAUAAAAGAUUCUAAGCUAGUCUUUUAAAAAAUCCUGUCAGGUUAGGUGACAUUAUGAAUAUGACUUACAAAACCCCUCAGAAAUCCUGUCAGGGUAGCGCAUUUUAGCUAGCAGUGCUAACAGUGUAAAUGAUGAAAUUUUACUAAAAUUUUAGCUCCUCUCAGAAAUCCUGUCAAUGCUAGGAUUUGUGGUGAAAAUUGUGAGCUUGUAUAAAUUUUCCACUCGGAACUCUUCAGAAGUUAGCUUAUUUUAGCCAGCUAGCCCAUGUUAGCAGUGAAGAUGAUGAACAUGUGUAAAUAUGUUUUAAGAAUUCCGAAACUCCGAAAUCUUAGCUAGCAUUAAUAAUAACGAUAAUACACAUUUUCCAGAAAUCCUGUCAGGUUAGCAUUUAGCAUUCUUUUUUUAGAUGAAGCGUCCCUUAAAAACACUCACACUCACACACACACACACACACACACACACACACACACACAUCUAUAACACGUGGCAGCUUUAUAAGUUUGAGGACGGAGCUCAACCCUCACUAUCCACUAGAAUGACGCUAGCACUCACUUCCUGUGUGCGAUACAAUGGAGAUUAGCCAAAUAUGGAGACAGAAACGUCAUGGUGGUCUUUUCAAACCAGCAGAUACACAGAUUGACAGCACAACAGCCAAUCAGGGAGCUUCACUUCACUUCACUUCAUCCAUCUCAUCUUAGAUUUUCACCCUUUAACAGUCGAAGGAUCAGAUUUGGAACUCUGUGCUGUGAUUAGCGACCUGUGGCUAGUCAGUUGUCCUCAUUCUCUUUGUGCUGCCUAGCUAGUGUUAAUACAGCUAACCCUGCGUUCACACAGCAGCCACACGCUCACCUUGCGUAGUCUGCAUUAAUGGCCAGACGUUAUUGCCGGUUGCCAUGGUGACCUUGCUAGCGGCUAGAUAAUAUCACGGUCACCUUCAAUAAUGUCCUCUGAUGUGACGUAUUCUGCUGCGCUGCACAAUCAGUGCUACUAAUAUUUACAAAAUGAUUACGAUAUACAGAGAUGCUAAUAAUAUCCUAAUUAACAGCUACACAACAGCGUUCUGAACAGUUAUUUCAGCUAACUUUAUUUUAGAAAUUGCUUCCUCCAAACAACAUUUUUUAAACGUUUUGUACCUUCUGAUUAUUUCAGAGAAUUAAAGCCACAACAGAAAGAUGCCACUGUGCCUCACUGCUAUUGGCUAACUUUUUCUUCUCAUUUGCAUAUUUCCGUUUUAUCAGAACUCACGUAAUUAAGAAUUCUCAAAUAAUUCUUUAGAGUUUACUCUAAACACUGCUUCUGUUUAUCUCCUAGUUGAUUAGCUAGCAUUAAGGGCGCACUUCAGAAUUCCAACUUACAAAGCAUUUGUCAUGUAUCUUAGCUCUGCCCACUUCUCUUUACCAGUCACCAUUCCAUCUGUCUGACUCUUGCUGCGGUGUGAACGCAGAGUAAUGACGAAAUGCUCAACGUGCCAAAACUUUUUGGCCAAAACAAGAAGGAAGUCCAGUUGUUGGAGUUAAAAGGACGAGUCGCAGAUCGAUGUGGAAUAAUCAUCAGACGAAGCAGCCGGACUUGUUAGCGUGUUGCUUCUGUACAGUAAAAUGUGUUUGAGAGCGAGAGAGCUAAGGUUACUUUAAAAGGACAUUUCAGACCGGUGUAUCGUCCCGUCCCGUCGCCUCGUCUCAACUCUUCCAGACGCUCAGUGACUGAAAACCCUCACAGACGUAUUCAUCUCCACUCCACUCAUCUCCACAUCGUUUCUGAACGAUGCUAACGCGUUAGCUGACGCAGCUCUCCUUCCAGUCUCACCGAGACGUUUUCACCGUACUGUUUACACUCAGUAAAGCAGGUUCACCUUAAACCAGCAUACCUCAACACACCACUUCACUCAUCGACUUUCCACACUCACACUUCUACACCACUUGGUGUCGUUGAGACACUCCAUGCAGAGGCUAUCAUCUGCAUUCUUCUCGCUUCAGCUGUAUUGUGGUCAAGUGUCAUGGAUUUCGACUGAUUGUCAAGUGACCGAGCAUUUUUGCACGUUAUCGUUCUUAUUAACGCGAACGUUAAGCGGCGUGAGGAGCGGCCGAUCACGUUACCGUGGUGAUACCGAACCGAUCGGUCAUUAUGGCGUGUUUCUGACACGUUCCUUCGACACAAGCGUUGAGAAUUUUGACAAAGCAUACAAUCAGAUUCGACAAAAUAGUUCUAAAAUCGGUGCCAAGAUUGAAAGUGUGCCAUGUUUCUUCUGUCUAGGGUUUGUCAAAGUAGGCAUGUGCUGGAAAUGAAGAUCUAUGAGAAAAUAUCCCUCUGUGUAGCUACAGGCAGCCAAUGCUAACAAUGCUAACCUAGCUAGCUAGCUAAAGUCCUGUCAGGAAGGAUCUUCUUCAUUACUGUGGGCAUAUUAGAUGUCCACAGUUUUAGUCCAAAAUAAAAGUUAACACACCAAUUCUAUGCUAAUAUCUUGCUAAGUACUCCUUGUGACACAGAAAGUUAGCAUGGAGACAUGCCUGCUGAGGAGUUGUGUAUUAUUAGUGCGCUAAUCCUAGAUGUUCAUAAUAAACAUUAACAGGGAAUUUGUUGUGAUUUGGGAAAAAGAUUUCGGGUCCAGUUUUUUUUUCCGAACGAUUUUUUUACACAGAUAUUCCGUUCUAUUAGCUGUACAGGGACAGAGAGCCAGUUCUCCUCAGAUAAGCUAGAUAUUUCCAGUUGAAUUUCUUAUCAGUGGGGUUUAGCAGACAGGACUCGGGGUGUCUCCGGUCGUCCCCCGGGGUGUGCGGAGGGGAAGAUGUAGGCGAGAGGUCGGUGGUGUGAGUGUGUACAGGAUUGUGUCACGUAGCUGUUAGCAGUGCUGAGAUUCCGUGUCGUGCCACGAUCAGGGUUACGUUGUGUGAUGGUAGAAUGUUUAGUGUUUUUUUAAAAAACGAUCUGAAUCCCAUUUCUCUCCCGGAAGGCGGGUGUGGAGUUCGUGGAAUUCGGAAACACUCGGGAGUGGUUUUUUUCUUUGCCGUUACUGCCUUGUGUCGUGUUGGCCUGUUAGCGUGUAGUGAUUCACUGCAGUGAUUUGAUUCGUUCAAAUGACUCAUUUAAGUGAAUCAAACUCAAGCUUCAUGAUUCUUAUUUGGCAGAUGUCAGGAACUUUGUCUAAAAAAUAUAAAAAACAACCAUGUGUUGUUAGAAAGAAAGUACCAACAAUGAAGAACAGAAACGCUAACAGCUAGCAACUGCACCUAAGCUAAUUAUUAAAAGUGAAAGAAAAAGAUUAGAUCUGUAACACUUUAUUAAGUCAUGUUGACUGAUGUCGAUUACUCAUCUAGUUACAAGCACAAGAUGUUUUUGCUAGCUAGCUAACUUAGCUAGCCGAAUUCUUUUUCUGAGAAAUGCCAAGGAACCAUUUCCUAUUAGUCUGAGCUUCAGUUUUUAAUUAUAUAAUUCUACUUAAGCAGUUUAGAAAUGGAUAAAAGAGGCGGCAAAUUGUUAGCUAGCUAAGCUCUGUCAACACAGACAUAAAGACAGGAGCUUGUUGCUGGUUUCUUACUUCUGAGUGAAACAUCCUCUUGUUAAACAUCAGAAAAUAAAGUUAGCUAGCUAAAUUUACCCCUGGACAUUACUGCUAGCUGUCUAACAUAGCGAGCUCUCAGCCUCCUCAUGGUGGAAGUCAGGAUAAAGUUCUACAUUACGCUUUGGCUGUAAGUACAGGAUUGUGUUAUUUUAUAGACAUCCUGAUUUUGUUCGAUAAAGGACAUGAGCAGAGCGUAAGCUAAACUUCAUCAGCUAACAGAAACCGUGAAAUCAUGACAUCACCACAGUAGUUUACUUAAAGUGUUAAAUGAUUCAAAUGACUGAAACUGAUUCACUUAAAUGAGUCAAGAGCGAAUCCUUUUGCGAAUGGUCCGUUACAGUUAGCUGGAAGGAAGCCGUUAGCAUUAGUAGGGGCACUAGCGUAGGUGGUGGUCAAGGCUGAUUAAAAGGCUGUGAUGUUCGGUGUUGCUGUGUUUCUGUAGAGUGUUUCCAUCCUGAGCAUUACGGCGUGCUGAUGAUUUAUUAAGCGUUCGUGACAUUUCAUAGCAGGCGGGGCCUGAUGACGACGUAACGAUGUUGAUUUUAUUCGCUAAUACGUCAUUCCCCCGUGUCUUAUUUGGAGCAUGAAUUUCUCUUUCAGUGCAUUAGCAUUACACAUGUACACUCGAUGUAUUAUAAUAUUAAUAAUGUAUGUUUUGCAUACGCGAUAUGACAAAUGAUUUGUUGUGUGACUAGGCAUGUGCUGAUAAUCGGGAUCGGUGUGGAUGCGGGCUGCCGGUGUGGAUGGAAUCUCAUGCUAGCAAACAUGGCUAAACUACAUAAAGAGCUAGCAAAGUUCACACUUAGUUUUAAAUACAGAGUAAAGUGCUAACGUUAGCUAGAGUGAUAGUGAACCUGGCUAGCUAGGUGGCUAAAGAUUUGGAAGGUAGCCUUGUGUUUGCUGUGGUACAAAAGAAAACAAGUUGUGCUAAAUGUUAGCUAGUUUUGAUUAUCAGCACGUGCCUAGCGAAUAGCUAAUAUGCUGCAUUAAAGGGACAUUGCCUUCUUUUUAAACAAUGACCAAACGAUAAAAAAAGGGAACCGUAAGUGAGAUUUUUACCCGUCGUCCCUCGACAUGGCGAAGAGAUUUUUUUUGUUUUUCAUUUCAACCGCAGGAGACGACGGGAUUGGGCGGUUCUCGAUCUCAUUUCUCAUGGCGAGAGUCAAAUCCAAACGAAGUGCCUCCUUUUUAGCCGUGCAGUCUGGGUAGAGCCCACAUCAAGGUUUGCACUCUGUGUGUCACUUCUGUCCAUUGUCUGUGUGCGUGACACACAUACACACUCUUAUACACACACACACAUACGCACAUGUGAUUUGAAGAGAGAGUGUCAUACUACGCUGAUUGCAUGUGAAGCCGAAACCUGUCAAAGUCCUUCUGAAUAAAAACCUGUGCUGGCCUGAA
Molecule: messenger RNA, 8704 nt
Organism: Hemibagrus wyckioides
Lineage: Eukaryota; Metazoa; Chordata; Actinopteri; Siluriformes; Bagridae
Gene: grk5l
Product: G protein-coupled receptor kinase 5 like
Exons: 16
Coding region: 825-2555 (576 amino acids)
Biological process (GO): regulation of signal transduction; protein phosphorylation; signal transduction
Cellular component (GO): cytoplasm
Molecular function (GO): G protein-coupled receptor kinase activity; ATP binding
Source: RefSeq, a predicted model, not a curated record